CCACACCGGCAGCACGUCCCGGCUCCAGCAGUCAAAAAACACUGCACAUUCCGGACACUUUCACAAGUUAGAAUUCCAUGACUGCAUUGCCUUUCUCUCCCCACCAUGGCUUCCUACUCUUCCUCCUCCUCCUCGUCACUCGGAGACAAGCAGCUGCAGAGGAUAAUCAGAGAUCUACGUGACGCUGUGCUGGAGUUGAGUAAAGAACACAAAGAGUGUCUGGAGCCCGUAACUGAUGACAGUGGAAACCUGCACAAGUUCUUCUACAAGCUGGAAUACCUGCUGCAGUUUGACCAGAAAGAGAAGACUACCUUCCUGGGCCAGAGGAAAGACUACUGGGAUUAUUUCUGCGACUGCCUGAUUAAGAUCAAGGGAGCCAACGAUGGCAUCCGUUUUGUUAAGUCCAUCCCCGAGUUAAAGACUUCACUGGGAAAAGGACGAGCCUUCAUCCGCUAUUCACUGGUUCACCAGCGUCUGGCAGACACACUGCAGCAGUGUCUGAUCAACCAGAAGGUUACCAGCGACUGGUAUUACUCCCGGAGUCCCUUCCUCAAGUCUCACCUCACUGCGGACAUCAUUAACCAUCUCUACGAGCUCAACCAGAUCCAGUUUGAUGUGGCCGCCAGGGGCUACGACCUCGAUGCUGAUUGGCCAAAAUUUGCAAGGCGAACGUUAGGAAGUGGCUCUGCAGCCUACCUGUGGAAGCCUCCCAGUCGCUGCUCCAGCAUCAACAGCCUGGUCAGCACCUACUCUCACACACAGGCUCAGGAGUGUGUUCCCGUCCCAGAGUUGGCUCACUGUUUCCUGGGAGAGCUGGGAGAACCUUCUCCAUGCAGCAUAGCAGAGGAUCUGCGCGUUGAGCUGGACAAGUCCGAGCUCAGACAGCAGGAGCUUUUGGUGCAGAUUCAAGAGUUAGGGAAGGAGGCUGCCGAGCUCAAAGCCGUGGUCAGAGACCUUCAAGGCCAGUUAUCGGCUCAGAAGUCCAACGUUUCUGCACCUGCAGCCUCCCAGAGUGACCGUGGCGUCGGGGAUGAGGAGAGGAUAAAUCAGCUUCAGAGCCGCAGGGACUUCAUCAGCACGGAGCUUCAGGACAGACUCACAGCUGCUGAGCACAACAACAUGGAGCUUCUCUCCAAGCUGGACGAGGCCCUCAAGGAGAAGGGGCAGCAAGCUGCCAGCUUCUGUGACUCGGCCUGGAAAAUCCAGGAAUUGGUGGAUAAACUGAAGACUGUGGAGGAGGAGAGGCUGCAGGCGAAGACAGAAGCCGAGGACAGGACCAGGCACUCUGAGCGUCUGUCACAGGAGCUCAAACUCAGGGAGGAGGAGCUGAGGAGCACUGAGGAGCAGCUGGCCCAGGUCAAAGCUGGAGCCCGGGACGAACGGGAGGAGGCGCUCAGCCGGCUGGAGGAGCUCCAGAGUGCUGUUGGUCGAAUUCAGGGAGCACUAACACUAAAAGAGAAGGAGUCAGGAAACCUGAGAGCUCAGCUCCAGGAUCUACAAGCUUCUCUCGAGUGUCGGGAAAGACAGGCAGAGGAACUGAGGAAGAAACUGCAGGAGGAGAGAGAGAAGGUGGAGCAGACUGAGGAACACGAGGGCCUGAUCGCAACUCUACAGAAGACUCUGAAACAGAGAGAGAAGGAGCUAGCUGCCAGUUCAGAAAGAAACAAGGAUUUAGAGGAGAAGCUGGAGAAGAUGAAUGCUGAGAAAGAAACUCUGAGCUCUGGGUUGGAUGGCGAGGAACACCAGAGCCUGGAAGACUACAGAAGUCAGUGCAGCAGUCUGGCAGAGGCCAAUGCACACUUGCUUCAGGCAGUCAGGAGGAGUGAGGAGACCAUAGCAGAGCUGACUCAGAGCAGAGCCGCCAUGUUGGAGCAGCUGGCAUCUCUGAAGGCCUCUGAAAACCACCUGAGAGCUCGAGUGGACGCCACUGGUUUGUGUGUAGAGGAACGAGAAAAGAAGCUUUCAGAUGAAAACCAGCGCUUGGAGGAAGCUCUCCAGAAGAUGCUCACCAGUGUGACUGAUUCAGAUGUGAAGGUAAAAAGGUUAGAACAGGAGAACCAGGAGCUUCGAGAGAUUCACUCCUUGCUGAAGGAACGGGCCUUCACAGGUCAGCAGGAAGUGGACUCACUCAACACCAAAGCUGACAAUCUGGAGAAGAACCUGGCAGCUUCCCAAAGAAGCCAAGCAGAGCUAUUGGAGAAGCUGCAGGAGUCAGAAGCUAAGCUCAGGGAGCAGACGCUGAGGUGCAGUCUGCUGCAGGAUCGAGUCGAGGAGCUGGAGAGUCGAACCAGAGACGCGCACGACGAAAAGGGAGCUGCAGAGAGCAACGAAAAACUGCAGAAGCUUCACCAAGAGCCUCCGGACGCCGCGGAGAACAAAGACGCCAACAUCAGGCUGGUGAUAGCUCAGGCUCAGCUGGAGCUCAACCUGAGGGAGGUGACCCGCCUCCACGACGAGGUGCUGGAGCUCCGGGCGCAGCUCCUGGCGGGCAGCGAGGAGAAGAUGAAGGUCCAGGCCCUGCAGGAGGUGACGGAGGCCUCCAGAGAGGACCUCCGGCUUUUAGUGGAGCAGCUCAAGGCCCAGGUGGAGGAUCUGAACCGCCGCCACGUGGAUGAGAUCCUGCGAUCUCGGGAGCGUGAGGAGGCUCUCGUCCGCGAGCGCGACGGCGAGGCGCAGGCCCGGGCGGGCCUUGCCGCAGAGGUCACGACCUCCAGGGAAGAGCUGGACAAGCAGAAGCUGCGAUACGAGGCCUCGUGCGUGGAGAACAGCGAACUGAGGGAGGCUCUUCACAGGGCCAACACGGAGACGGCAGAGCUGGGCGUGCACGUGUGCAUGCUGACGGCGGAAAAUGAGGAGGCGCGCCUGCGCUGGGAGGGCUUGUCAAGCCGGCUGCAGGAGCUGGAGGAGGAGGCGGCGCAGGAGGCUGAGAGGCUGAACACCCGCAUGGAGAAGCUCUGCCAGGAGAACCAGGACCUCCACAGUCGGCUCCGUGACGACGAAGAGCAGAGCCUGCAGAGCGAGCUGAGCCAGGCCCGACUGGAGAUCCGAGCUGCACAGGAGGCGAGCAGCGAGGAGGUCCUGGAGCUGCGCUCGCAACUCAGCAGGCAGACCGAGUGCCACCACAAAGAGCUCCAGAGCGUCACUCAGCAGUUGCAGGAAGCCAAGCAGCAGCUGGAGGAGGAGCAGGAGAAGGCAGCCAGCAUGGAGGACAGAUUCAGAGUGCUCCAGGCUGAGAAUCAGAGAUGCUGCCGACAGAUUGAGGAGAAAAACAUCCAGAUGGUCGACUGUGAAUCUCUCAUCCGGCAGAAAGAAGACGAGAUAAUCCGCCUCAAAGGGAAUUUAUCAAGGUCUGAGGAGGGUCUCAAAGUGGCUGAGCGGGCCUGUCAGGAGCUGGAUGAAAGUCUACGGAGGCUGGCUCAGGACAGAAAGAGCAUUGAUCUGAAGACAGCUGCGGAGCUGGACGAUCUUUACCGCACUAAAAUCAAUCUGGAAGAAAGGCUGAUUGAGCUCAUCAGGGACAAAGACGCUCUGUGGCAGAAGUCUGACGCUCUGGAGUUUGAGCAGAAGCUGCGAGACGAGGACGCAGAAAGGAACUUCUGCUCAGGAUGUCACACCCAGUUCAGCUGGUGGCUCCGCAAGUACAGCUGCAGUCUGUGUGGCCGUCCCUUCUGCUACUACUGCUGCGGCAACGCCGUCAGCACCCAGCAGGGCGGCGGCACCGAGCGCUGCUGCAGGGACUGCUACACCCAGCACAGCGCAGUGGUGGAGCGCCACCCGCAGGGGGACCAGGACCGGGACCAGGACCAGGUCCAGGACACCGAACGCAGCACACCGGGGACGCCGCUCAGCCGCCUGCUGAGGGCCGGGCUGUCUGUGAGCGGUGCUUCAGGGACGGAUGAGGGAGAGAAGCUGGACGACGGCGUCUUCGACAUCAUCACAGAGGAGGAAGUGAGCGGCGUCCAGGUCCAGGACUCCCCGUGUGGAGCGCCCGCCUCCUCUCCCCUGACCGGACAGCAGGGGGCAGCACAGCUAGCAGCAGAUGUGACUCCAGAGGAAGACGUCAUCCGAGCCCUGCAGGACGCAGAAAUCUGUCUGCUGAAGUCUGGAGAACUGACUCUGGCUUCUCACUUCACGGUGGAGGACAUCUCCGGCUUCGGGGACGGCUCCAGGGAGCUCUUCGUCAAGUCCAACUGCUACAGCACCGUCCACAUCUCCAUGAGGAGCGCCGGGCCCACCGUGUGCUGGACCUUCACCUCCGAGCCCAAGAGCAUCUCCUUCAGCGUGGUGUUCAGGGACGGCGUGGACACGCCGCUGGAGCAGGCCAAGGUCCUGAUCCCUCUGACUCGCUGUAACUCCCAUAAGGAAACCAUCCAGGGGGAGAUGAAGGUCAGGAACCCCGGAGAGUACACACUCAUCUUCGACAACUCCUUCUCCAGGUUCAUCUCCAAGAGGGUCCUGUACCAGCUGAGUCUGGACCGGCCCGUGGUCUACGACGGGAGCGACUUCCUGUGAGCGGGCCGGGCCGGGCCGGCGGCGAGGCGCUCAGAUGUCCCGGAGGGAGGACGAGGCCAGGUGGAGGAGCAGGUCCUGAGGAGCAGCUGGCUUCAGUCCAGCAGACAUCACAGCUGUUUCCUCUUCUUCUGGGCUCUCUGGACUUUGUGGCGGGAUCACUGCAGCAGAUGAACUCUGACCCCACACGACAGGAAGCGUCUGCCAGCUCCAGUCAGUUGCUGCCCUCUACUGGAGCCUGAAGGAAACACUCCUGCUGGUCAAACCUGGAACUGCACUCACUGCUCCAGUUCCCAUUUUCUUUCUGUCUUCAUGGUUUGGUGUUUGUGGAGGUCCUGCUGGGUGAGCUCAGACGUGGAGGGACAGGAGAGAGAGAGAGAGAGAGAGAGACCAAGCCAACGUUAAUAAGGUGAUUGAGCGGGACAAAAGUCCAGCAGGGAUGGAAACCGUCAGCCGUCUCAGUCAGUCACUCAGACGAAAGGCUUCUUUCUGAAACUACUGCAAACACUAACAGUUAAUACCAAGAGAAAAUACAGUGAGAGGAAGCUGGUGGAACACUGAUGAGAAUCCAGAUGUGUCGGCAUCAUUUGCUUGUAGAAUGAUUCAGCUUUUGAUGAUACCCACAGUGUGCAUUAGGGGGCAGUGUGGAGUCCCGCUGCCUGAGUUUGCUGUGUUUUUUGGCUUUAGAGUGCAAGUUGGAUGGUUUGGAUUGGUGAGAUAGAUGAAUUUGUUUUCUGAACGACAGAUCUUUAGUUUGACUGCUUUGAAUGUUUGGUAGUUUAGUAUAAAUAGAUACUGUUACCCAGCUCUGCAGUGGCUUCAUGAGGAGUUCACUCAGUUAUUUUGAUAUAAACCUUCAUUUUUUACAGUGAUUUAUGCUGCACACCCUUUAAAUGAAAGAAUAUUUGAGUCUCCAGCCUUCGCUUCAGCGGAGGAAUGUUUCCAAAGUGUCUUGGUAAGAAAAGCAGAAGGAAAUCCAAAUAAAGAGCAGUCUCGGUUCUGUUACCUGCAGCUUUGACGUGAGCAUAGAAACUGCUGAAGAGUCAUGAUGAAGAUGAAGGAACAGGCAGUGGAGAUGAUGCAGAUGAUGACGCUUCUGUUUCAUGUUUUACAAUCUAAACUGGGUCAGUUCCUGCUUCUUUCUCUCUCCCUGAAAAGAACCAGGCUGCGGUGUGUGUGUGUGUGUGUGUGUGUGUGUGUGUGUGUGUGUGUGUGUGUGUGUGUGUGUGUGUUUCUAUUGCAGAGUCCAUAUCUGAUUUGAGAGUGUCAUCCUGCUCAGAAACGUCAUUUUCUACUCUGAGGAGUAGAAACGUGGAGCUUUUUGUUGAAAAUGUGUUGCUGUUUGGAGACAGACACAGAUCUUUCAGUCAGUUGUGCUGUGAGUGUCUUUAUUGUACAGAAAUAGUCAACUACUAAUGUAUAAGCUGUUGCGACUAUAAAAUAAAAGAGAAUAUUAGAGAUAUGCUGAACUAUGUUUUUAUACAGACUUUAAAAGAAGGAUGUUAUAAAUGUACUUUAAUACACUGAAGUGUGAGUUUUUAUUUCUUCCAGUGCUGCUGUGUGUUCCACUUUGAGUGUGUUUGUUCAUCGAGCCUCUGAGACAGUGA
Messenger RNA from Salarias fasciatus (jewelled blenny), 6116 nucleotides. RefSeq names its product FYVE and coiled-coil domain autophagy adaptor 1b (gene fyco1b). Gene Ontology annotation, molecular function: metal ion binding. NCBI's taxonomy places the organism in Eukaryota, Metazoa, Chordata, Actinopteri, Blenniiformes, Blenniidae. The transcript is spliced from 18 exons. Gene Ontology annotation, cellular component: autophagosome; lysosome; late endosome. Gene Ontology annotation, biological process: positive regulation of autophagosome maturation; plus-end-directed vesicle transport along microtubule. The record is from RefSeq and is a predicted model, not a curated record. The coding region runs from base 106 to 4512 and encodes 1468 amino acids.